AUGAAGCGCAAACUCGAUGUCAAUGAUGUUCCUGUACCAACAGAAGAAGCAGAGGCCGCAAACGGCAAAGCUACUUUUGCUAGCCUAGGAUUGGAUGCCCGUUUGCUCCAAGGAAUCGCAAAGCAAAACUUUCAAUCACCAACGCUGGUACAGAGCAAAGCAAUCCCACUCACAUUGGAAGGACGCGACAUACUGGCUAGAGCUAAGACUGGAUCUGGAAAAACUGCUGCGUAUUUACUACCAAUUCUUCAUUCGAUAUUGAAGCGAAAGGAGCUUUCUCCCACCCAAUGCACGUCCGCCCUCAUUCUUGUACCUACCAGAGAACUCGCAGAUCAAGUCUAUAAAACAGUUGAAUCUUUUACGGCAUUCUGCGCGAAAGAUGUGCGAGCAGUCAAUCUGACACAGCGAGUUUCCGAUGCAGUUCAACGAUCACUUCUCGCAGACUCCCCGGAUAUUGUUAUUGCGACACCAGCCAGAGCUUCUCUGAAUGCCAACACCUCAGCGCUCUUACUCACAAAUCUUACACACAUGGUGAUUGAUGAGGCCGAUUUAGUAUUAUCUUAUGGUUAUGAUGAGGAUUUGCAAAAUGUUGCCAAAAUCAUGCCCAAGGGGGUCCAGACUGUUUUGAUGAGUGCCACGUUGACAAGUGAGGUCGAAACUUUGAAAGGACUUUUCUGUAGGAACCCAGAGGUAUUGAAAUUAGAGGAAGCGGAGGAUGAGGGAAAAGGUGUUAGUCAAUUCGUUGUGAAAUGCGCCGAAGACGAAAAGUUCCUCCUGGUAUAUGUGAUAUUCAAAUUGAAGCUUAUAAAAGGCAAAUGCAUCAUAUUUGUUGGCGACAUUGACAGGUGUUAUCGAUUAAAAUUAUUUUUGGAGCAAUUUGGGACAAGGAGUUGUAUCCUCAACUCGCAAUUACCUGUUAACUCACGUAUCCAUGUUGUCGAAGAAUUCAACAAGAACGUUUAUGAUAUUAUCAUUGCUUCGGAUGAGCAUGAAGUCUUGGGAGACGAGGAUGAGCCCAAACCCGAGGAAACUGAAGAGGUUGAGGCGGACGACGCUAGUGGAGAGAAAGAAGAUGCCAAGGAUGCUAAGAAGGAAACCAAGCAACCAUCGAAGAAGAAGCAAAAGACUGGAAAGAAAGACAAAGAGUACGGAGUAUCACGAGGAAUCGAUUUCAAGAAUGUUGCCUGCGUACUUAACUUUGAUCUCCCAACAUCAUCCAAGUCAUACACCCACAGAAUUGGCCGAACUGCCCGAGCAGGCCAGACUGGUAUGGCACUAUCCUUCGUCAUACCAUCUGCACUAUACCGAAAGCACAAACCAACCAGCAUUGAAUCAGCAAAAGACGACGAGAAAGUACUGGCGAAAAUUAUCAAGCACCAAGCAAAGAAGGGCAAAGAAGUUAAACCAUACAAUUUUGACAUGAAGCAAGUGGAUGCUUUUCGAUACAGAAUGGGCGAUGCGCUACGAGCUGUUACUAGUAUCGCGGUGCAGGAGGCCAAGGCACGAGAGAUCAGACAGGAAUUGAUGAAGAGUGAGAAGCUUAAACGCCAUUUUGAAGAGAAUCCAAGUGAUUUGUACCAUCUUCGUCACGAUGGUGAAUUACGACCUGCUCGCGUACAAGCACAUUUGAAACAUGUGCCGGACUAUCUCCUCCCGAAAGAAGGCAAGAAAGGAAUAACAGGUGGAGAUAUUGGAUUUGUAGGAAUGCACAAGACGACGGAAAAUAGAAUUAGGAAGGCUAGGGCGGCGAACAAGGCAAAAGGACGUGGGAAGGGAAGGAAAUCAGAUCCAUUGAAAACAUUCAAGGCGAAGUCGAGGAAAUAA
This is a messenger RNA of Sclerotinia sclerotiorum 1980 UF-70, 1824 nucleotides long. RefSeq lists its product as hypothetical. NCBI's taxonomy places the organism in Eukaryota, Fungi, Ascomycota, Leotiomycetes, Helotiales, Sclerotiniaceae. Bases 1 to 1824 code for a protein of 607 amino acids. Gene Ontology annotation, molecular function: nucleic acid binding; RNA helicase activity; ATP binding. The record is from RefSeq and is a predicted model, not a curated record. The transcript is spliced from 3 exons. Gene Ontology annotation, cellular component: nucleolus.